GCGAUGUCUCGAGAAUCGCGAACAUCGAGAAUCGAACGACUAACAUGGUUGUCGCCCGGCGAAGGUUGACGCUACACUUUUGGUGGCUGUCAAACGUAACGUGACGUGACGUCCUCGCGAAUUAAACGCAAAAAUUUGAUUUGCAGUUCGCGAUCUGUGAUAUCGCGGACAAAAUGGGGAUCUUCUUCGCAAAAAAGAAACAUACGAGCCGCGUCACUGAGCAGGACAAGGCGAUUCUGCAAGUAAAACAAGCGAGGGAUAAGAUUAAACAGUACCAAAAAAAGAUUGAACAGAAUUUGGAAAAAGAACGAUUGCUUGCGAAAGAACUUCUAAAAAAUGGAAAAAAAGAUCGAGCGUUGCUUCUGUUACGCAAGAAGAAAUAUCAAGAACAAGUUCUGACACGAGCAGAUGGUCAGCUAGAAAAUCUUGAACGUAUGAUGCACGAUUUGGAAUUUGCUCAAGUUGAGAUGAAAGUUGUUGACGGUCUAAAAGUUGGCAAUACUGCAUUGAAACAACUGCAUGCUUUAUUGUCUAUCGAUGAAAUUGAAAAAGUCAUGGAUGAAACAAGAGAGGGUAUUGAGAAACAAAGAGAAAUAGAUGAAAUAUUAUCAUCAACAUUUGCUACAGAGGAAGAGAUUGAUGAAAGCGAGAUUGAAGCAGAAUUGGAUGCCUUGAUAGAAGCAGAGAUCGAGAAAGCUCCUGAAAUAUCAAAGGAUGUUUUACCAGACGUGCCAAAGGAAUUACCAGAGGAAGAAAAGAGUCGAACGAAAGAAAAGAUUCAAGAACCAAUCGCGAUAAUGGCAUGAAAUGUAAUAUUCAAGAACUGACAAAUUUUUGCUAAAUGAUUUUGUGCAAUAAGCUAUGUAUAUAUGUACAGUAAAUAUACAACAUAUUUAAUAAGUCUGGUUUAUAAAAUGUAUUCAUAAAUCAAAACUUUAGUCCAAAUUACUUUUAAUUUGUUGUAUACUAUGUAAUAAAAUCCAUUAUGCUAUGUA
Pogonomyrmex barbatus (red harvester ant) is the source of this 995-nucleotide messenger RNA. It is a transcript of the gene Vps20, whose product is annotated as vacuolar protein sorting 20. Lineage: Eukaryota; Metazoa; Arthropoda; Insecta; Hymenoptera; Formicidae. The record is from RefSeq and is a predicted model, not a curated record. Gene Ontology annotation, biological process: vesicle budding from membrane; late endosome to vacuole transport via multivesicular body sorting pathway. Gene Ontology annotation, cellular component: multivesicular body; ESCRT III complex.